UUAUUUAUCCGCAGUCUGAUAAUAAGUUUUUUUUAUUCAAAUUGAUUUAUAAUUGUUUUAAUUAUGUUUAUCUAUUACGCAAUUUAUGAGUAAAAUUCUUAUCAACAUACAAAUAAAAUCGCAACAUACGCAACACAUUUUCAACCCCGCCUUUAUCAAUUUAAUAAUAUUAUUUAGUUUUUUACGAGUUAUUUUGACUGCCAUUGUUUUUCAUAAUAUAAUAUAAUAUAAUAUAAGAAAUAGGUCAGUAAAUGUAGAUAAUCGUAUUUUAUAAAUUACUAAUAUAGUCCAGAAUUCAGAUAUAAUCUUUGGUAUUACUAAUAUCACACAACAACGAUAUCAGCGCAUUUUCAUAACACUGUGAACUUUAUUCGAGUUAUUUUAAGCAAUUUUUAUUCUUAUUUUCUGUUGUAAUGGAAGUCUAAAGUUCAAAAAAAAAAGAAUAAAAUAAACUUUCAAUAUAUAAAAUCAAACAAAUAGAGUAUAGCACUGUUAAUUAACACAAUUUUUAACCAAAUAACUUUAGAAAUAUAUAAAUAAUAUUGCACAAUACGACCUAUUCAACCCAUUAGUUAGAACAGAUAUCAGCUGUAUCCGUAUAAUCAGUAGAAAAUUGUACCUAUAUAAUAGUGAUACAAAAAUUUGUGGAGUGUAGUCAACUAUUAGCUUUGAAGAAGACAUCAUCUCAUUCAUCUCACACAGCCAAAAUGACGAAUGAACAAUUAAUUGGAGUAAUUGAUGUUGAAUCCGAAAUAGUCAAAUUCUCCGUACUCAAUCAUAGUGGAAAUAUUUUGUUGGAUUCAUACAGGCCUAUCGAACUCAUAAAACCAUACCCUGGUUGGGUUGAAGUAGAUGCUGAAAAUAUUUGGAAUGCGGUAUGUAUAACUAUUAAUGAGGUAAUAGUUAAACUAGAGUUAGAAAAUUUAUCUAAAGAUAACAUUAAGAUAAUUGGGAUUAUAAAUGAAAGAGAUACUGUAUUAGCAUGGGAUUUAGAAUCAAGUAAACCACUUUGUAAUGCAAUUCAUUACACCGAUACUCGUACAGACAAAAUCAUUCAAGACUGUAUACAAAAUUGUCCAAAAGCACUUGAUAACAUUGAAGAUGCAACUGGCUCAAAAGUAACAUCAAUGUUCAGUGGAAUUAAAUUAAAAUGGAUAAUUAAUAAUAAAUAUAUUAUAAAACAACCGGCUUCAAUGGAAAAUAUUAAAUUUGGAACAUUGGAUACUUGGAUAGUUUGGAAGCUUACUAAAGGUAAUCUAUAUGUGACAGACAUUACCAAUGCUUCUCGGACAUUAUUAAUGAAUUUAAAAACUUUGGAGUGGUCUCCAGAUGCUUGUCAAUUUUUUGAUGUUCCAAUUUCAUUAUUGCCAACAAUUAAAAGUUCUUCUGAAUAUUAUGGAACUAUAGAAGAAACAAAUUUAAAAGGUAUAUCAAUUGGAUCAAUAUUUGCUGAUCAUCAAGCUGCACUUUAUGGAUUACAUUUUGAUAAACCUGGUCAAAUAAUGAGUAAUUAUGGUGAUAGUUGUGCAGUGUCUUGUAUAAUAGGAACAGAAUUUAAAAGAUCUAAUAAUGGAUUAAUCACAACAGUAGCAUACAAAAUUGAUAAAGAACCAGCAGUUUAUGCUUUUGAAGGUUGGACAUCAGUCGGCGGAAAAGCAAUAGAAUGGCUAAAGAAUAAUAUGAAAAUUGUAGACAGUGAUGAAAAAAUAGAAUUAUUAAACAUAGAUGCAAGUGAUGUAUAUUUUGUCCCAGCUUUUAACGGAUUAGCAGCACCACAUUGGAAACCAGAUGCCAAGGGUAUAAUAUGUGGUAUGACUCAUUUUACUAACAAAAAACAUAUACUUCGAGCUGCAUUAGAAGCAUUUUGCUUUCAUACCAAAGAUGUAUGUGUUGCAUUUGAAAAGGACACAAAUAUAGUUCCAUCUCAGUUGUUUGUAGAUGGUCUUUAUUCUAUUUAUAAUAAUAUAUUAAGUUAUCAAGCUGAUAUCAUGGGAAUAGAUGUAAUAAGCUCACAAAUGACUGACGACAUGGCUAUAUAUGGCUCAGCUAAAGCAGCAGCAAAAGUCAUAAAUAUUGAACUUGGAAGUCAUGAGUGGUCACUUAACAUUUCAAAACCAACAACGACAGAAGAAGAACAAAAAAAUCGGUAUUCAAAAUGGUUAAAAGCUAUAAGACGUAGUACUGGGAUAACAAAACCACAACCAAAUCAAACAAUAGCUGAUAAUUAUAAUAAUUUUAGUUCAAACUUUUUAUCUACAGCAUACUUAAUAGCUAUGAUGGGUAUGAUGGUUUUUUCUGAUAAGAACUGAUAUAUUAUUUAAAAAAAAGUUUCGAUUAUUGAUAUAAAAGCAAAUGAAGUUACCUAAAUAUGAACUAUUGUAUUAAAACUAUUAUAUUUUAGUGAAUACCUUUAGUAGAUUAAAUUUUGAUAAUAUGUACUUAUUUAUUUUAGAAUA
Rhopalosiphum padi (bird cherry-oat aphid) is the source of this 2456-nucleotide messenger RNA. Its product is annotated as glycerol kinase-like. Gene Ontology annotation, biological process: glycerol metabolic process; glycerol-3-phosphate biosynthetic process; triglyceride metabolic process. Lineage: Eukaryota; Metazoa; Arthropoda; Insecta; Hemiptera; Aphididae. The transcript has a single exon. Gene Ontology annotation, cellular component: mitochondrion. Bases 708 to 2309 code for a protein of 533 amino acids. Gene Ontology annotation, molecular function: glycerol kinase activity. The record is from RefSeq and is a predicted model, not a curated record.